This is a messenger RNA of Chroicocephalus ridibundus (black-headed gull), 10376 nucleotides long. Its product is annotated as protocadherin alpha-C2-like. The transcript is spliced from 4 exons. Gene Ontology annotation, biological process: homophilic cell-cell adhesion. Gene Ontology annotation, cellular component: plasma membrane. Lineage: Eukaryota; Metazoa; Chordata; Aves; Charadriiformes; Laridae. The coding region runs from base 3717 to 6920 and encodes 1067 amino acids. The record is from RefSeq and is a predicted model, not a curated record. Gene Ontology annotation, molecular function: calcium ion binding.
AGGUUGGUGUUGAGAGAAUGUCCUUAGCUUUCGGGUGUCCCUUCUACUUCCUCUGUGGCAGAAGUGCAUAAGGGAGCACUACGCACUGUCCCGUGAUUUUAAGGCUUUUGCAGAAUCUAAUUUUUUUUGUCCGGGUCCCUCAGAAAGUUCUGAUCAUGUUAAUGGAAAAUGUGCCGUAGAACCAAUUCUCUUGUUCUGAAAAUAUUUCUUAUUCUGAAGUAGCAACCAGCUAAGUCGCUCCUACCUAAAGAAGAUGAGUUUGAGAGACAGAUGUACUUCUGUUCCUAUUCAGUCAUGGUAUCUUUAUGUUGGACCAACCGAAUGUUCCGUGCAUUGCAAUGUGUGUACAUUUGGAGCAGCAAAGCACUAUUGCCCGCUGUGGUUCCUUUCCUUCUCCUUCCAGGCACAGCGUGAUCAGGUGGCAGCAAGGAUGGAGGGAGGAGGGACCGCAGUGCAUUUCUCUGAGUGGAUGUGGGGUUUUGUGGGGAUGUUCUCACUGAAAAUGUCAUGAUGUUACCUUGGUGGCAUGUCUGGCUGUGUGACAGUUGGCUCGUGCUGAUGAUGGAUCCAUAUUCCUGGGGACUAAUGCCCCAGGGUACUGAGGAUCUUGGUGUGUUGUUCUGGCAGCGCAUGCCUGCCUGAAAGGGACAGCAAGAGCUUGCCAUUCAUCGUGCAAGUCAAAAAUGAAGCCAGAAGAAUAGAUCUUCCCUGAGAUACUGUGUUGGAGGAUUUUCAUGCUGGUCUGUGAUGGGUUUGAGUUCCCGAAGGAAAGAGUCCCUUAAGUUGUUUGUGCUCAUUGAAACCUGUUUGUGCAGAUGUCCAAGUACGUGGGGCUUUUAUUUCCGAGGGUGGUGGAUUCUGUUGUGGUGUAGCAGGUCUGUUCUUUUCCAACACAGCCUUGCUGUAUUAUUUGGUGGGUCCUUGAGUGGACCGGAGGCUGAAGAGUGUUGUCUUCUUCCAGAAGGGGAGGGAUUCGUAGGUGCAGGCAUAUUCUGCCUGUAUUGCAUAGACCAUGGGAAAGCAGGAAAUUUGUUCCCGGUCCUGAGGCAUGGAAUUCAGAAGUGAAAAGGAAUGAGAACUCUUGCCAAAGGCCAUUCCCAGGCUUUAUAUCAAGUGUGGUGUAGUGAUGUGGAAAAUAUUUUGGUAAAGGGAAAAAGAAAAGAAGAGAGAAGGAUGGAAGCAGAAGACAAUGGGAGGCAGGACAGAGCAGGAAAGGAAAAGGAAGACAACCACAAGAAAGAAGAAAGAGAAAAUAGAAAAGGAAGAGAGGAAGAAGGAGAAAGGAAGAAGGAAAAAACGAGAAGGGAAGAAGAAAAGGAAUCUAUAGAAGGGCGAAAGCAAGCAAAGAAGAAAGAAGGAAGAGGAAGGAAGGAUAGAAGGAACGAAGGAAGGCAGGAACAUGAUAGAGGAGAUUACCAUCAUGCACUGACGUUAUCUCUGCAUGGUUAAUGGAGUUGAGGACCUCAGCUUCUUCAGUACUCAGGAACGCAGUGUAAGUAUGUCGAAAAGUGGUGAGGAAGAGAAAAGAGCUCUUGCCUGAGGGCAUGUUCAUGCUCCAUGGCGGGUGUAAUGUCGUCAGAUAGAAAACAUGCUGGCAAAGGCGAAAAAGAACAGAAAUAAAGAAAGGGGGAAGGAAUAAAUGAGGCAGGGAAUUAAUAAAGGAAGGAAGAUGGGAAAGGAAGAAAUUAUGAGGGAGAAUACCAGGGUGCAGCGUGGUUUUCUCUAGACGCAGUCGGUCCCUAACAGCCUCCCCCUUGGUUAGAGUACCGCUCUCCGGCGCGAAUGCCCCCUUAAUAGCGCUGAUGGUUCCGUCUUUGAUGGUGUCCGCCGCGGCGCCGGAGACGAAGAGGGAGCUGCCAGCGGGGGUAAAGAAGAGAUAAGCAUGGAAGGAGAAGGGAAAGGGUAGGUAAGAAUAGGGCACAGCAGGGUAAGAAUGAAAAGAAGAAGGAAGAGAAGAAGGAAAAGGAAGAAAAGAAAGAGGAAAGAGGAAGAAAGAGAGCAUAGUAGAAAGAGCACCAAAAAGGGCAAGAUUAAUGAAGAAAUAAAGAAAUUAAAAAAGAAAGAAGAAGGAGAGGAAUAAAAAAAUGCAGGAAUGUAUUCAAACAAAGAAUGAGAAAGCAAAAAGAAAGAAAAAUAAAGAGGCGAAAUGAAGGAAGAGACGAGAGAGGAGGUGACGAGCUCGGGUCUGGGGACUGAAGAAUGUGGUCUUCUUUCAGAAGGGAAGGGAUGGGAAGGUAGAGGGGCAGUCUGUCGGUAUUGCACAGGCUGUAGGAAAGCAGGAAAGUUGUUCGCCACACGGAGGCAUGGAAGGCGGAAGAGAAGAAGAAUAGAAACUCUUGCCAAAGGCCAUUUCCAUGCUUCAUGACAAGUGUGGUGUAGCAAUGUGGAAGAUAAUUCUGUUAAAGGGAAAAAAGAAGAGAGAAUGAUGGAAGCAGAAGAGAACAGGAGGCAAGGAUAGGUCAGGAUAGAGCAUGAAAGAAAAAGGAAGAGAAAGACAAAGAAGCAGGAAAAAGAUUAAAAAGUGUGAGUAUAGAAGAGAAAGGAAGAGACAACCAAAGGAAUAAUAAGAAGGAAAACAUGAGAAAGGACAGAGGAAAGGACGUAGUCUAUAGAAGGAAAAAGGAGGAAAGGGAAAAUGAAAGAAGGAGGGAAAACGCAGCAAGAAAGGAAUGAAUGAAGGAAGAGAGGACAGAGGAGAUGACCAACACGCACUUAUGUUAUCUGUGCAUGGUCAAUGGAGUUGUGGAGCUCGGCAUCCUUGGUACUGUGGGACGCUGUGUAAGUCUUGAAAAGUGGUGGGGAAGAGGAAAGACCCCCUGCCUGAUGGUGUGUCUGUUCUCCAUGAGGGUGUGAUGUAGUCAUAUUAGAACGUAUACUGGUAAAGGAGAGAAAGCCGAGGCAAAAAGGAAAGGAGAACGGGAGGGCAGGACUGCAGAGAAGGAGUAAGGGAAUAGAGAAGAGAAGGGAUGAGGGAAGAAGAGAGAGAGAGAAUAGCAAGCAGGAAGUAAGGAGGCAAUAGAGAAAAAGAAGAUAAAGAAAAGAAGAGACAAUAAACGAUCACUGUCGGCAGAAUAGUGGAUCACUAUCACUGUCCACAGAAAGGUGGUGAGGGAGAGAAAGAAGGAAGGAAAUAAAGAAAGAAGGAGGAAAAAGUAAGAAAGAAAAAAGCAAGGCAGGAAUAAAUGAAGCAAGGAAGUAAUAAAGGAAGGAACAUGAGAAAGAAGAGAAAGAAAGGAAGAAAUCAUGAAGGAGACGACAAGAGUGCAGCGAUAUUCUAGACGCAGAGGAGAUUUGGUCCCUAAGAGCCUUCGCCUCCGUUAGAGUACCGCGCUCGGGCGCUGAUGGUGCAUGUAAUUAGCGCUGAUGGCUCUGUCUUUGAUGGUGUCAGCCGUGGCGCCGGAGGCGACUGGGCAGCCGCCAGCGAGGAUAAAGAGGAAAGGAUUGAGGAAGAAAGGAAAGGGGAGUAAAGACUAGAGCACGGCAGAGGAAGAAGGAAAAGAAGAAAAUAGAGAAGAAAGAGAAGGAAGAGAAAAACGAACAGAGAAAAGGAAAAAAGUAAUACAGAAAUGAGGAACAGAAACGAAUGAAAAGAGACAACUGAAGGAAAAAAGAAUUCGAAAAAAGGAAAAGAAGAGGAGAAUGUAAGAGAAAGAAGGAAAGAGCAAUAAAGCAAGAAAAAAAAAGAAAAAAGAAACAGAAAGGGGAGAACGGAAGGAAUGGAUGAGAGAGGAGGUGAUCAGCCCGGGUCCGGGGACGCUGUCGGCGGUGUGGAUGGAGCGUGUGAGGCGUCGGAGCAGCACACGGUGUCGCUGCAGGCUCAGAAACGGCGUGGGAGCGUUGAGGCGGCUCCGCCCCGGUGCGGCGGAGAGCCCGGCUGUGAGCGCGGGGGGGCGACGCGGGGUGGUGAGGAGAGCCGGUGCGUCCGGGCGGCGGCGAGGAGCCGUGAGGGGCCCGUGCGGGCGGCGGCGGCUGCUUGGGCGGCGGCGAUGGGCGUGAGUUGGUGUUCCGUGUUGCGGGUGGUGGUGGUGGUGCAGGCGACGUGGUCGCUGGUCGCUGGUCAGGUGCGGUACUCGGUGCCGGAGGAAGCCAAGGCCGGGACGGUGGUGGGUCGUCUGUCGCAGGACCUGGGCCUGGAGGCGGGCGAUGCGGAGUCGCGGCGCCUGCGCCUGGUGUCGCAGGGCCGUCGUGCGAGCGUGGAGGUGAGCGGGGCGAGCGGGGCGCUGGUGGUGAGCUCGCGUCUGGACCGGGAGGAGCUGUGCGGGAAGAGCGCGCCGUGCGCCCUGCGCCUGGAGGUGCUGGUGGAGCGGCCGCUGCGCGUCUUCCACGUGGAGCUGGAGGUGACCGACAUCAACGACAACGCCCCGCUCUUCCCCGCCGCCCGCAAAAACCUCAGCAUCGCGGAAUCGUCGCUGCCGGGGUCCCGGUUCCCGCUGGAGGGCGCAUCGGAUGCAGAUAUCGGAGCCAACGCGCAGCUCUCCUAUACACUCAGUCCCAGCGAGCACUUUACAGUCGAUGUUAAAUCCUCUGAUGAAAUAAGGAAAUCUGUGUUCCUGGUACUCACGAAAGCGCUGGAUCGCGAGACUUUGCCUGUGCACCGUUUGUUGUUGACGGCGAGUGACGGUGGCCGUCCGUCGCUGACGGGCACGAUGGAGCUGUUGAUCUCGGUGCUGGACGCCAACGACAAUGCGCCCCAGUUCAACCAGUCGGUGUAUAAAGUGCAGCUGCCGGAGAACGCUGCAGAGGGGACGCUGGUGGUGUGUGUGAACGCCGUAGAUCCGGACGAGGGUCUCAAUAAGGAGUUUUCUUACAGCAUCGUCAGUUCUGUUCCUGUUGGUAACAGAGAUCUGUUCACAGUUGACUCGAAGACUGGCGAGAUCAGAUUGAAGGGUUCCCUGGAUUUUGAAGACGUCCAUUUACACGAGUUACAAAUCGAAGCGACAGAUAAGGGCACGCCCCCGCUCUCAGGCCACUGCAGCGUGGAGCUGGAGGUGUUGGACGUGAACGACAACGCGCCGGAGGUGUGGGUGACGUCGCUGUCGGUGCCGGUGUCGGAGGACGCGGCGGUGGGGACGGUGGUGGCGCUGCUGAGCGUGUCGGACCGGGACUCGGGGUCGAACGGGCGCGUGCGGUGCGCGGUGUGGCCGGCGUCGCCGUUCGGUCUGGUGUCGACGUUCGCGGGGUCGUACUCGCUGGUGCUGCGGGAGGCGCUGGACCGGGAGCGGGUGUCGGAGUACGAGGUGGAGGUGCGUGCGGAGGACGGCGGGUCGCCGCCGCUGCGCGCCAGUCGCGGGGUGCGUGUGCCGGUGUCGGACGUGAACGACAACGCGCCGGCGUUCGCGCAGGCGGUGUACACGGUGCUGGCGCGGGAGAACAACGCGGCGGGCGCGGAGCUGGCGCGUGUGUGGGCGCGGGACCCGGACGAGGCGGGCAACGGGCGCGUGAGCUACUCGGUGUGGGAGGGCGGUGUCGGGGGCGCGUCGUCGGGCGGGGGGUGGCGGUCGGCGUCGAGCUACGUGUCGGUGGACGCGGAGAGCGGGCGGCUGUGGGCGCUGCGGCCGUUGGACUACGAGGAGGUGCAGGUGCUGCAGUUCGAGGUGCGUGCGGUGGACGCGGGGGAGCCGUCGCUGUGCGGCAACGCCACGGUGCAGGUCUUCGUGGUGGACGAGAACGACAACGCGCCGGCGCUGCUGCCGGCGUCGGGCGGCGGCGCGUGGUCCGGGUCGUCGGCAGAGGCGGCGUCGGUGCCGGGGUCGGGGUCGGUGUGGGCGUGGGCGUGGGCGUCGUGGGGGACGCCGGCGGGGCAGGUGGUGGCGAAGAUCCGGGCGGUGGACGCGGACUCGGGCUACAACGCGUGGCUGCGCUACGAGCUGUGGGAGCCGCGGGGGAAGGGCCCGUUCCGCGUGGGGCUGUACAGCGGCGAGGUGAGCACGGCGCGGGCGCUGGAGGAGGCGGACGGCCCGCGGCAGCGGCUGGUGAUCGUGGUGCGUGACCACGGGGAGCCGUCGCUCUCGGCCACGGCCACGCUGAGCGUGUCGCUGGUGGAGGGCGGCGAGGCGGCGCUGGCGGCCGCGGGCUCGUCGUCGUCGUCGUCGUUGUCGGGGGUAGGGCUGCGUCCGGCGGAGGGCGGCGCGUCGGUGUCGUCGUCUGCGGCGACGAACGUGUGGCUGGUGGUGGCGAUCUGCGCGGUGUCGAGCCUGUUCCUGCUGGCGGUGGUGCUGUACGUGGCGUCGCGGUGGGCGCCGCGGGCGGCCGUGCUGUCGGGGCCCGGUGCGGCGACGCUGGUGUGCGCCAGCGAAGUGGGGAGCUGGUCGUACUCGCAGCGGCAGAGCCGGAGCCUGUGCGUGACGGACGGCGCGGGCAAGAACGACCUGAUGGUUUUCAGCCCCAACUUCCCGCCGCCGCCGGCGCCCGUCUCCGCGGCGAAGGAGUCGAAUCCGGAGGCGCCCGCUCUCCUGGACACGCCAAAACACCCCAAUCCUGACUGGCGCUACUCUGCAUCCCUGAGGGCAGGAAUGCAAAGUGCUGUGCAUAUGGAGGAGGCAGGAGUCCUACGUGGAGGACCAGGAGGGCCUGAUCAGCAGUGGCCAACAGUCUCCAGUGCUACUACAGAACCUGAGGCAGGAGAGGUGUCCCCCCCAGUGGGAGCUGGUGUGAACAGCAACAGCUGGACCUUUAAAUUUGGACCGGGCAAUCCCAAACAAGGUGGUCCUGGUGAGUUGCCAGACAAAUUCAUUAUCCCAGGAUCUCCUGCAAUCAUCUCCAUCCGGCAGGAGCCACCAAACAGCCAAAUUGACAAAAGUGACUUCAUAACCUUUGGCAAGAAGGAAGAGACGAAGAAAAAGAAGAAAAAGAAGAAGGGAAACAAGACUCAGGAGAAAAAAGAAAAGGGCAACAGCACCACUGAAAACAGUGACCAGUGAGGGGUUUAUACUGAAAGAACCCACUUAGCCAGUUUUUGUAAUAAUGGCAGAUUUCUCCUAUGUAGCAACUCCCAACUUCUUCCUACUGUUAACAAAUUUCCUGUAUGUACAGACUUGAGAAAAUCAGCAGGAAAUUCACAGUGUCUGUCUAAAUUGCUUAACAGGUUUUGUCUUAAAAGCUUUAUUAAGUCUGGUGUUAACUCUUUUUCUCCACUCUGGCUUGUUUUCAGAAUCUAAAAAGCAGACACAAGUUUCCUUUCUCCUACGCCGAAAAGGAGAAUCUUCACAGUACAGCCAGUGAGAGGUUGGACUCUGCACUGUGGUUCCUGUGCUCCUGUCUUGAUGACACUUACAGGACAGGUUUAAAAGUUUUAAUGUUGUGCACCCUCUAUCUGAUUGGAAAUAUUUGUGUGCAGAUGUCAGCUAGGUGAUACGAGAUCAGAUCAUAAAAUGCAAGAAGAGCUGGUAAAUAUGCAACAGAGGAAACACCUAAUGAACACAAAUGUUCAAAGAUGUUCAGGCUGGGGAGAAAAUGUCUGAAAGGAGAUGACCAGACUUUUCAAAUCGUGAGAAGUCACUGUGUGGAAAUACUGAGUCUUAUACAUGACGUAUUGUACACACUCCUGCAAAUAAAACCUCACAUUUACAGCUCUUUAAGAUACCAUAAAUUUUAUCUCCUGCCAAGCAAGCCAUUGGGAAAAUUGUCCCUUAAAGCCCUGCAUUACCCUGGCAAGGCUAGCCCUCAGAGUGUAAGAAGGGCUGGGCUGACAUCCCAGGAAUGUAACUGUGAUGCUCUGUGUCCCUAUUUCCACUCUAUCAUUAUUUUGCACAUUAUGUCUCUGAAAAGGUCAGAGUUUUUCCACGACACUUAUGCAAAAGAGAGAAAAAAGAAACGUUAACUAUGCUAUUUGUUAUUCGAGAUAUUUAUUUAUAAAGAAAUAUAGCUGUAAAUGUUAAAGAAAUAUGAUGCCCUUUAACCCAAACAGAAGUCAUUCUAGAGCCAUUAUAAAUUACAAUUGCUGCUAUUAAAGUGCUUUAGAAAAAUUGCCUGAAACAUCUGUAUUAUAUCGGCCACUUGCCAAUGACAGCUUUACUCUGUCGGGUGACUUGGGGGCUGCCUCUUGCAUGUUUUAAUAAAUACAAGAAUAUCUUCUUUUUUUUUUUUUUUUUUUGCAUUAAUCUGCACUUUGAAUACACUUUUGCAAUCAAACUGUCCUAAUAUGAAGAAGCAGAAGCAAACUCCUCACACAAAUGGAUUUAAUAACCUGCUAGCUCUGUGCAGUACCUUGGUGUUACCUCCCACAAAACCUUUUCUGAUUUUAGUUUUACUUUUCUAUGAGAUUAUGAAUUUCUGACCCUACUAACACUCAUUAUGUAAAAUUCAAGUACUGUAUGUAUGCUGUAUGCUCUUAUAAGAAUCCUGAAAUAUUUAUUCUGUGCUUGUGUAUGUGAAUGUCAAUGCAACUAUUAUUAGAGUGGACUUUAAGCUUUACCGUUGAAUGUAAAUUCAUUAUUUCUUUUUUGUACACUUGUGAAAAAGUGGAGUAGUGUUAAUUUUUUAAGCCACUGUUGAUUAUAAGUUUUUUGUGUAUGAAACACAAGUAAAAUAUCUUUCUUAAAUCAAGCCAUGCAUGCAUUUUGGGAUUUAUUGGUAAGAAUCUGUGAAGCUAAAGCUCUGUGAAUUACUAAACCUAAGGGUAUAAAUGGAAUCUUGAAUGUGGUUGAGGAUGUUGAUAUAAAACCAAUACAUGUAUUUUUAAAUAGAAUAUAGCUGAUGAGGGAAUUCCAAGGAGUUUUCUACGCUAUUGUACAUUCACAGAAUAAAGCUCAAGUGUCGUAUUAAUUGGAACUGUGUAAGAAACUACGUAGCUCUGAAAUUUCUAACAGGCCCUUUAAUCUAGGAUCAAAGAGAACAACUGGAUUUCUUGAGACGUGUCCUGGAUGUUUUAAGUUUCCAAACUGCUGACAGUUCAGAAUAGGACAACUCCUAUUCAUAUUUAAGAACCUGCAGCAAGUCUUAAAGCAUCACAGAAGGUAAAGCUCUAAUAAAAGAACUCAUAUCUGAAAGCAUGUACCACCAAUGGCCUCAUGUGGUGUAUUUAGAGUUUUCUUUUGCUACCAGUCUUGUUUUACUGGCAGUGAAAAAGAUGCUACUUGAGAAAGAGAAUCCUUGAUUCCAUUUUAAAGAAUAGCCAUGAGGGAAAAUACUUAAGAUUUGGGGAGGGAGCUGUUCUUUUAUGAAAGUGUGCUGUGCAAGUACAUUUAGACUUAUUUUUUUUAUUUGGUGACUAAUCCAACAGUUCCCAAAAUGUUCGUAAACUGGAGUUACAAUGGUAACGUAAACAUACAGAAGGAUGCUGUUGUUUUGUACUCAUCAUAAAGUAGUCCUCCUCAAUGCCUCUGGCAAAAAUCCAGCACAAAGAUUUAAUUCUUACAGGAAUCUUUAACAUUUGAUUAUUUUUGGAUUUUAAUUGAUUAUUUUUUUUCUUUGGAGUGCUUGCCCUUUCCUCUCUACAGGCCAAUCUGAUUCAUUUAUUUUUCAUCAGUGGUCAUACACAGCUGGCUUUCCAAGGCUUGCUUCUAUCAGAAUCAACCAAGAGCUGCAGUAUGUUUCCGAUUUGCCUGUUUUAACACAAAAUAAUAUGUGCCAAUGCUGGCUCUGCUGCAGGUGCUUACUGCAGGAGGACUGUAUGCUUGCAUGGCUUGGUAGACAAAAGCAGAAUAUCUAAAGAUAAGCAUUACAGUAUGCAGAUCUGAUAGACUAGAGAAAAAACUCUCAGAGGAGAGGAGAUGCUCUUGCUGGAAUUGCUUACAAAAAGGCUGGAUUGCACUAGUAGAAUAUAUAUUACACAGGUUCACUGUGUUUUCAGAAGACUUAAUCAGACACCUCACCAGAUUUUUAAAAGAUUUUUCCAUAUUUGAACCCUCUAGUACAACUGGAAUGCUGAGAUGUCCUAAGUUAAAUGUUUUUGUUUCAAAACUAGUAUACAAAUUAUACCGUUGACAUCCUUGAUUUUGGGUGUCCAGAAGAAGGAGAAACCCGUGGCAUGAAGUAUUUUUGGAGGAUCAAGGUGGGGCGGGGGCCAGAAUUUGCACAUUCUGCCACAGUUUUGGGGGUUACCGCACAACAAUGGGAAUUGGGAAUCAAAGGUAGCCAAGACCAACAAGAAUCAAGAAAUAAAAGUUUCUUUUAUCCUCUUGAUGACAAGGAAAUGAGCAAUACAAAAUACACUGCAUAAUUUGUUAACAAGGAAAUUACGAUUUUGGGGCGCUUUAUCACUUGAACAAUUAUUUUCUCUCAGAAUACAUACAUUUUCUACGAGCAUAUCGUCUUUGGAAGUCUGGGUUUUAUGCAUACAAGAUCAGUGGCCAAAACUAUUGAGCUUUUAUAACAAUUAAGCCUGAGUUAUGUUGUAUAUUAAUUACAUCCUGUCAUUAAAAAGAUCUCAUUUUACA